UGUUGACGUGCCCCGCCUCAGAAAAGCCCACAACAACCCGGCCCCUUCAACAACCCGAAAUCCACUGGCUAUUACCAUACCAAUCUCUCUUCUUCCUCCCCUUCUUGGACCUCGCCUGGCGCUGUGCGCGUGAUAUCCGCCUGAUUUUAUCUUCUUGUUCUCUCUCCUUGUCUCUACACCUGGUAUCUCAUCUCGCUGUUGUCAACCAUGAAGGGCGAGAUUCUUCACCUCCACCUCGGCCAGGCUGGCACACAACUGGGUAACUCGGCCUGGGAGCUCUAUCUUCUUGAGCAUGGCCUUGGUCCCGAUGGUCGCCCCGGUCCUACCGCCAAGGACGUCGGCGACCCUGGCUCCUUCGAGACCUUCUUUACCGAGACGAGCAAUGGCAAAUACGUCCCCCGGUCUAUCUUCGUGGAUCUGGACCCUUCUCCCAUCGACGAGAUCCGCACCGGUGAAUACCGCCAGCUGUUCCAUCCCGAGCUGUUGAUCAGCGGCAAGGAGGAUGCGGCCAACAACUACGCCCGUGGCCAUUACACGAUCGGCAAGGAGAUGGUCGACAAUGUCAUGGACCGUAUUCGCCGUGUUGCUGAUAACUGCCACUCUCUGCAGGGCUUCCUCAUCUUCCACUCCUUCGGUGGUGGCACUGGUUCUGGUUUCGGUGCUCUCCUCCUGGAGCGCCUCUCCACCGAGUACGGCAAGAAGUCUAAGCUCGAGUUCGCCGUCUACCCCGCUCCUCGCGUCUCGACUGCCGUUGUUGAGCCCUACAACGCUGUCCUGUCCACCCAUAGCACCAUCGAGAACUCGGACUGCACCUUCCUCGUCGACAACGAGGCUGUCUACGAUAUCUGCCGCCGCAACCUGGACAUCCCCCGCCCCUCGUACGAACAUCUCAACCGCCUGAUCGCUCAGGUCGUCAGCUCGAUCACUUCGUCCCUUCGUUUCGACGGUGCUCUCAACGUUGACCUGAACGAGUUCCAGACCAACCUGGUCCCUUACCCUCGUAUCCACUAUCCCCUGAUCAGCUACGCCCCGGUUGUCUCUGCCUCCAAGAGCCAGCACGAGAGCUUCAAGGUUCACGACCUUACCUUCCAGUGUUUCGAGCCCAACAACCAGAUGGUUGUCUGCGACCCCCGCAACGGCAAAUACAUGGCUGUGGCCCUCCUUUACCGUGGCGACGUCGUUCCUCGCGACUGCAACGCCGCCAUCGCUGCCCUCAAGGCCAAGGCGUCUUUCAACCUGGUCGAGUGGUGCCCCACUGGCUUCAAGCUGGGUAUCAACUACCAGAAGCCUAUGUCUGUCCCGGCCGCCCCCGGCGACGGUGGUCUCGCCUCCGUCGACCGCUCCGUCUCCAUGCUCUCCAACACCACCGCCAUUGCCGAGGCCUGGUCGAGGCUGGACCACAAGUUCGACCUCAUGUACAGCAAGCGCGCAUUCGUCCACUGGUACGUCGGCGAGGGCAUGGAGGAGGGCGAGUUCAGCGAGGCCCGGGAGGAUCUUGCCGCUCUCGAGAAGGACUACGAGGAAGUCGCCGCCGAUUCCUUCGAGCCCGACGAGACCGAGGCCGAAUACUAAGAUGCCGGUGGAUGUCAUGGAAAAGAAAGCCUUGUCUCUUCUGUACAAACGACAGAAAACACAGACCAUUGAUGGCCGCGGGGGAGAAUGAAUUGAUGAACAAACAACAGAAACGGAGCCUGGAUUUUUGGUCCUUUGCUCGCGCGUUUUUCUUUUUGGUAGCCGUCGAGGUCGUCGGUUCGGUGGUUUAUUCCCCUGUUCUUGUUCUGUUUGCCGCCGCCGAACCGCACGUGUUCCAGACCGGGAUUGAUUUACCCGCUCCCCGCGUUUUCGUAACCUAUCACCACCAGUUGGACGGAGGAGCUUGGA
This is a messenger RNA of Sodiomyces alkalinus F11, 1881 nucleotides long. RefSeq names its product tubulin alpha chain. Gene Ontology annotation, biological process: mitotic cell cycle; microtubule cytoskeleton organization. Gene Ontology annotation, molecular function: structural constituent of cytoskeleton; GTP binding. Bases 208 to 1572 code for a protein of 454 amino acids. NCBI's taxonomy places the organism in Eukaryota, Fungi, Ascomycota, Sordariomycetes, Glomerellales, Plectosphaerellaceae. The transcript has 5 exons. Gene Ontology annotation, cellular component: cytoplasm; microtubule. The record is from RefSeq and is a predicted model, not a curated record.